Messenger RNA from Eleginops maclovinus (Patagonian blennie), 2202 nucleotides. It is a transcript of the gene tmem51b, whose product is annotated as transmembrane protein 51b. The record is from RefSeq and is a predicted model, not a curated record. Bases 306 to 1142 code for a protein of 278 amino acids. Lineage: Eukaryota; Metazoa; Chordata; Actinopteri; Perciformes; Eleginopidae. The transcript has 3 exons.
GGCACUAGGACCAGGCGGGGGACAGACAGUCUUUACAACCAGGGGAGGGAGGUUUCACUACGACUGGAAUUUGAACAAAGUUCUUCUUAAAACAUUGUCACCUGUAGCAGCUAACAUUUUAUUUAUUAUUAUAGCGUUUUUUUAUUUUAAAAUCUCAGUUGAACAGGGUGUCGGAUUUUAGCGUCUAUAUCUUCCUUUUUUCUCGUGAGAUCUUCCUGAAAACACCUGCGUGCGUGAUUCAGGUAACUCACCGGUGAGGAGGGAAGUUUCUGGGCAGUGAACGGCGGAAAGCUUGUCCUGCAGGGAUGUGUUCAAGUCGAGGUUUAUGCGGCGAUGACAACCGUCCCAACAGAGCCUCAAGCUCAGAGGGCUCUGGCUCUGGGGCCCACUAUGCCCUGUGUGCCCUGGGAGUGGGACUCAUCGCCCUGGGCAUUGUCAUGAUUGUGUGGACCGUGAUACCCAUGGACGGAGAGGACACCCCCACCUCAGCAGGCAACUCCACCGGUAAACCUAUCAAUGAUGAUAAAGAAGGAACAGACCGAGACUCAAAAUCCCCUACAGUGGCUAUGGUACUGGUUGGAGUUGGUGCCGCCAUGUUGCUUUUAUCCAUUUUCCUUGGUGUGAGGAACAAGAGGAGGCGAGGCAAUGCAAGAAGUCAGGCAGUGGCAACAGGAGUUCCCCUCAUGAACCACGCGGCAGGGCAGCAGGAGGAAGCUGCAGACCCGACUACAUUCAACGUGCCAAGCUACGAGGAAGUUGUUGGCAGUGAUGACUACCCCGUCCGCCAGAGCAAUCUUCGCAGUAGCACCUCCCAGCUGCCGUCCUACGAGGACAUCAUAGCUGCUGUGAAUAACGAGGGUAGAGAGACCAAUGACAACCCCACUGAAGACGCUCCUCCGAAUGAUGCCGCAGCAGCUCCGGCUGAACCCGCUGGCCUUACGCCAAACCCAAGCCUUCCCACCCGCAGCGCCAGCCGGGCCAGCCGACUACUGCGGCCCCUCCGGGUGAGGAGGAUCAAGUCAGAUAAACUGCACCUGAAGGACUUCCGCCUCCAAAUCCGCACCCCCACACAAAAUCCAGUGACCAUUGAACCCAUCACUCCACCACCGCAAUAUGACAAUAAGGUGCCAGAAUUAGAGUAGUGUCUGUCGCUGAUUAUUGAAAAAAUAUCUCUGUAUAAAAUGGACUACCAAUAACAUUUCUGAGAACCCAUUUACAAGGUUGGCAUUAAGUAGGCUAAAUGUGGCUUGAAGCAGCGUGAUGGAGGCCCAGCAGGAGAGACCCCCCUGAAAUGAGAACAUUGUCUUCAUUGCUGACGCAUAUUUAUUCUGUAAUAAAGCAAAAUUAAGUCUGUGUUAAAGGUUCUGCUGUCACAGUUGAGAUUUUGUGAUAGACACCCUGCCAUAAUUUAUGCCAAUCAUGCCUUUCAGUUUUAUUGAAUAACAAUUUGUGCGUUUUAAUGGACAAUAUUGUAAACGCAUAAAUUGUUUUUCAUCUUACAGAAGAACUAAAUAUUCCUGGUGUGUUAUUCCUGAUUAGUUUUGAGAAGUUUAAACCGUAUUGUUGUGAUUCAAAAAGGGGUAAAGAGAAAAUAUUUUCUGGAAAAAUGUGCUUUUAAGUAUCCUACAGUGUGCAACUUUUAUGUGAUUGGUAAUGCACUGAGAUCCAAAAUGUAGAAUGUAUUGUCCAUGUUUGUUAUUUGUUGUAAGUUGUUUUUUAAGUAUUUGUCUUGAACACACUGUUUCCUGAAAAUGAGAAAGCCCUCCGUAUGAUGUCCAGUGUGAAAUGUAAAAUACUGAAAACAGUUAUAAUCUACUGUAACACUAACCACAGAAAAACUAUUGGAUUUUCUGGUACAACAUGGAUGUUAUCAAUGCAUUGUUUUUCAGGACUCUUUUAGAGUUUAAAAGUUUAAACUAUGCUUUAGGAUGUUUGCAAAAAAGUGGUGGAAAAUGUUUUUCUAUUUUAUUCAGGAUCAUGUCAAGAUUUUAUACUUUUUGUUGUUAAAUAUCACUGAAAAUUACUUGUGUACGUUUAAUUCUUUAAACAUUAUCUCCCUUAGAUACCAAGAUCAGUAAAAGUAAGUAGGUCCUCUAAAUACAUUUGUGCCAUGAUUUUAAGCUGUAAAUUUGAUAAAGCUGUAUUUAUUUUGAAAGAGAUAAAUAACUUCAUCGUGCUUCCUGUUAAUAAAAUCUAACUGUA